Geodia barretti is the source of this 762-nucleotide messenger RNA. Lineage: Eukaryota; Metazoa; Porifera; Demospongiae; Tetractinellida; Geodiidae. The record is from the annotation of a GenBank genome assembly.
AUGUUGCAGUACGUCGUGGAGGAGGCGGUCGAGGGCGGCGUGGAGGAAGUCAUUAUCGUCACUGCCCCCGGAAAGGAGGGCAUCGCGUCCUACUUUCAGCCGUCUGCGGCAUUGGAGGCUCGGCUCGCCGGGACCGGAGCCGAAGACUUGCUGGAGAAGGUGAUACACGCCUCCAGCCUCGCCAGGGUCUCCUUCGUAAUACAGGAAGAGGCGCUCGGCCUGGGCCACGCGGUUCUCACCGCCAGGGAUGCGGUGGGCGAUGAGCCGUUUGUCGUCAUCCUCCCCGACGAUAUCGUCCAUCACGCGCCUGGGGUGGUCUCACAGAUGGCGGCUAUAUUCGAUCGUAAGCAGUCGGGCGUCAUAGCGGUCGAACCCAUGCCUUGGGAAACGGUGCACAACUACGGCGUCGUUGACGCCACGCCCGUCGGAGACGGCCUGCACCAGAUCAGGGGGCUGGUGGAAAAGCCGCCCCGCGACGAGGCGCCAUCCAACCUCUCAAUCGUCGGACGCUACAUUUUGCCGCCAGAGAUUUUUGACUGCCUAGAACGCACCCCACCGGGCGCCAAAGGGGAAAUCCAGCUUACUGACGGUAUGCUGCUCCUGCUGGAGGCUGCGGACCUGUACGCCUACGAGUUCCAGGGUAUUCGCUACGACGGAGGCCAGCCGUUGGGUCUGCUCAGGGCCUCCCUGGAGUACGCGCUUCGCCGCGAUGACACCCGCGAUGCCGCUCGCGCAAUGCUGAACAGCAUCCAAGCCGACUGA